UUAUGAUAUUCGUGAAUGGAUAUCAGGGUUUUCACAACCAAUGAGGGAUCAUACCAAACCAAAGUGCUUUAAAUUUGUGCUUAAUGACAAAGGAAAGGCUGUCAUGCACUACAGAAACUGGAGUCAUGAAGAGUGGUUUGGCCCUUUUCUUGUCUUUGAGGGCAACCUCCCCACCAGGAAGCCCCUGCUUGAGAAGGCAAAUCUAAACAAAAUAGAUGUUGAUGCAUUAAGGAGAGAUCUCAAUAAGUAUUCUGGCAAUAUACCCCAAGUAGCAUGUGACUUCUGGAAUUCAUGGCUGGACAACAUUGAUGAUUUGACUGCUUUACCAAAUGAUUAUGAAUGGCCGCUUGAUAUACUUGAAAACUCUUUAAAAACUGAUCCAUUACCAGCUGUCCAGGAAGCAUUGGUUGACCUCCAUGCUAUAAGAGAAAAGGAGCUUGAACCAACUAGAGAGAUUUACUCAGGUCCCUAUCGAAGUCGAGCUGAUAAGGAAAACCCCAUACAAAUGGAUGAUAACUUUCUGGAUGGUCUAACAGAAGGUUCAUUUKUAGCUAUGCAUUUUGAAAAUUACAGUGUUACCCCUGUAAUUGGCAAAGUUGUGAAAUUAGAUCAAGAUAAUUUCCAGGUGCACUAUUGGAAGGGUACCUACCUUGGUAAAUGGGCACCACAGCAUGUUCCGCGUCGUAAACAACAACCUUGGCUGGAAUGGUUACCUAAAACCUGUAUUAUUAAGCUAAGUGAUGGAAAACUUCUGCCAACAACAAGAAACUUUCUCAGAGAAAAGACCAACCCAAGAGUAGCUGCUACAGAAAAGACUCAUGUUAUAGACACAUCAAGCUGCCAGAGUGUACAAGAGAUUGCUGUUCGCAUGCAGCAUGCUCAACAAACAGAGAAAGCUGACCCUAUGAAUGUUGCGAGCACUAGUUGUGCCCAAGUCGAGGUUGAUGACUCAGAGCUAACUGACCACAGUCAAGAGAACACUGAUAUUACCAGUUCAGAGGUAAAUAAGACAACUACAGCUAGGUAA
Exaiptasia diaphana is the source of this 1027-nucleotide messenger RNA. RefSeq lists its product as uncharacterized. Bases 41 to 1027 code for a protein of 328 amino acids. Lineage: Eukaryota; Metazoa; Cnidaria; Anthozoa; Actiniaria; Aiptasiidae. The record is from RefSeq and is a predicted model, not a curated record. The transcript has 4 exons.